Thamnophis sirtalis is the source of this 1056-nucleotide messenger RNA. The record is from RefSeq and is a predicted model, not a curated record. NCBI's taxonomy places the organism in Eukaryota, Metazoa, Chordata, Lepidosauria, Squamata, Natricidae.
UGGAGUUACGGCUUCACAACGACCGCUUGAAGCGUCACUGCGCUGGCUUGAUCGAGGCGCUGAACAAGGAGCGGAGCAGCUUCAAUAAGAUCCGAGAAGACCACAACGCGGUCAGCAGAUCCUUCCGGACCCGGAUCCAAGACAUGGAGAGAGUCUUCCAGAUGGAAAGCCGGGCAGAAAAGGUGAUGGCCCUCAGCCGCAACCUCCACACGGAGUUGCUGAACCACGUGGAAGUACUCCAGGUCUCCAUGCGGAGUUACAGACAGUAUCUGGAGGAAGCCUUGGGCAAGCUGCGAGAUUCGAACACGGACUUCCUGAAAGCCUGCAGACUCUUCGCAGACGGUGGGAACUUUUCGCCCGAAGAGCUCGAGAUCUUCAUGAAGCAUCUGCAGAAGGAGAACUCGCGCAUCGAGUUUGUGGAAGGCUUGAUCAUGAUUGAUAUGGAGAAAGCAGAGACCGGCUACCUGGAGCAGGCUUCAGAAAUUAUCAGCAAGUUUGAGAACAGGUUUCGUUACCUGGCUAUGGAUCGAGUCUUCUUGGAGAGAAUCCAGCGAUUUCUGACCAAUAUUCAAGUGAAAAUCAAGACAGAGGUGGCGAAAUCCAAUUGGCAGACCCAAACGUUGAAUAACUACUUGGAGAAGCUCGUCCAGAGGAUCGAUGCCUGCGCCCACCCUAAUGUGGACAAAGAAAGCAUGACUCCAGAAAGACUUUACGAGUUUACCAAGUUCGUCAUGGAAGAACUGAAGAAGAGAUGCAAAUAUCUCAACUGUCAACUCCGGAUCACGGAACCAGACAUUGCUUCCUUGCCGGUCGUCUUCCUUCAAGACUCCUUGGUAAGCACCGCCCCAUCGGAUAUGUCCCUCCCGGAGAGCAAGGUCACCGUGAUGGGCAUGGAGUAUACGCCCGUCCUCAACCCGAGCAGGAUGGGGAAACCGGCCUUCGACGAUGCCUCCUUCCACCUGAUCCGAAACCUCACCGGGUAUGUGCGUGGAAAAAAGAUGUUAGAGGCUCAGCACGAAAGGGAUGUGGCCGGAUUGCCUGGAACAGACCGAGGUG